GCUUGGCCAAGUUUGCGGAGCGUCGCCGCGCAAGCCGGCCAGUCAAUCAGCAGCAGAGCUGAGAAGGGCACAGCCGCGCGGCCGAGGGCAGAGUGAGCCGAGCCGAGCCGAGUCGAGUCGAGCCAGGCAAGCGGACCAGCGCGGGGCAGCCGGAGCAGCUCGCAGCGGGCGUUCGCUGCCGCCGCCGCCGCCGCUGCCGCCCACACCCUCCGCGGUCCCUGCCACCUUCCCUCCUUCCUUGCACCCUGCUCUGCCGGCCGGCCAGCCAGCUCGCCCGCCCGGUUCGCUGCCCCGCGGAGCCCCGGGGUCACCGGCCCGUGCCUCUGCUUCCCUGGGCCGCGCGCCGCUCCACGCCCUCCUCUCUCCUCCUCCUGCCCCGACUGCGCGCCUGGCACCGGGGACCGUUGCCUGACGCGAGGCCCGGCUCCACUUUUCUCCCCGCGUCUCUUCCUCCAGCUCUCCUCCUCCUCCUGCUCCACCACUAACUCCAACUCCUUCGCUCUCUCGCUCCACUCGCGAGCCCCCGACUCCGUGCCGCUCGGCCCGCCCCGGCAGCGCCGCUCCCCGACCCGUCUCCUCCUGUCCGAAAGGUGGGAACGCGUCUGCCCCGGCCCGCAGCAUGGCACGGUUCGGCUUGCCCGCGCUUCUCUGUCUCCUGGCCGCGCUCAGCGCCGCGCUGCUGGCUGCCGAGCUCAAGUCGAAAAGUUGCUCGGAAGUGCGACGUCUCUACGUGUCCAAAGGCUUCAACAAGAACGAUGCCCCCCUCCACGAGAUCAACGGUGAUCAUCUGAAGAUCUGUCCCCAGGGUUACACGUGCUGCUCUCAAGAGAUGGAGGAGAAGUACAGCCUGCAAAGUAAAGAUGAUUUCAAAAAUGUGGUGAACGAACAGUGCAAUCACUUGCAGGCCGUCUUUGCUUCCCGUUACAAGAAGUUUGAUGAAUUCUUCAAAGAGCUGCUUGAAAAUGCUGAGAAAUCCCUGAAUGAUAUGUUUGUGAAGACAUAUGGCCGCUUAUACAUGCAAAACUCUGAGCUAUUUAAAGAUCUCUUUGUGGAGUUGAAGCGCUACUACGUGGUGGGGAACGUGAACCUGGAAGAAAUGCUAAACGACUUCUGGGUUCGUCUCCUGGAGCGCAUGUUCCGCCUGGUGAACUCCCAGUACCACUUUACCGACGAGUAUCUGGAGUGCGUGAGCAAGUACACAGAGCAGCUGAAGCCCUUCGGAGACGUCCCGCGGAAGCUGAAGCUGCAGGUCACUCGUGCCUUCGUAGCAGCCCGUACUUUUGCUCAAGGCUUAGCGGUUGCAAGAGAUGUAGUGAGCAAAGUCUCUGUGGUGAAUCCCACCGCCCAGUGUACCCAGGCCCUGUUGAAGAUGAGCUACUGCUCCCACUGCCGGGGGCUGGUGACCGUGAAGCCCUGUUACAACUACUGCUCGAACAUCAUGAGAGGCUGUUUGGCCAACCAAGGGGAUCUCGAAUUUGAGUGGAACAAUUUCAUAGACGCGAUGCUCAUGGUGGCGGAAAGGCUGGAGGGUCCUUUCAACAUUGAAUCCGUCAUGGAUCCCAUCGACGUGAAGAUCUCCGAUGCUAUUAUGAACAUGCAGGAGAACAGCGUGCAAGUGUCGCAAAAGGUGUUCCAGGGAUGUGGACAGCCCAAGCCCCUCCCAGCCGGACGAAUUUCUCGGUCCAUCUCUGAAAGUACCUUCAGUGCUCGUUUCCGGCCCUAUCACCCCGAGGAACGCCCCACCACAGCAGCUGGCACUAGUUUGGACCGCCUGGUUACCGAUGUCAAGGAGAAGCUGAAACAGGCCAAGAAGUUCUGGUCAUCUCUCCCUAGCAACGUUUGCAACGAUGAACGGAUGGCCGCGGGAAAUGGCAACGAAGAAGACUGCUGGAACGGAAAAGGCAGAAGCAGGUACCUGUUUGCAGUGACAGGAAAUGGAUUAGCCAACCAGGGCAAUAACCCAGAAGUCCAGGUCGACACAAGCAAACCAGACAUACUGAUCCUCCGCCAAAUCAUGGCUCUUCGGGUUAUGACCAGUAAAAUGAAGAAUGCUUACAAUGGGAAUGAUGUGGACUUCUUUGAUAUAAGCGAUGAGAGCAGUGGAGAAGGGAGUGGAAGUGGAUGUGAGUACCAGCAGUGCCCUUCGGAGUUUGAGUACAAUGCCACUGACCACGCUGGGAAGAGUGCCCACGACAAAGCCGACAGUGCUGGCGCCCGUCCCGGGGUGCAGCCCUACCUCCUUGCGGUCUUCUGCAUCGUGUUCCUGGUUGUGCAGAGAGAGUGGAGAUAAUUUUUGCAAACUUUGAGCAAAAGCGUUCAUCAUCAGAAAUUUCAAAAGGCACCGGUUAUCACUUUUAUACCAUCCUAGUGACUUUGCUUUUUACAUGAAUGGACAACGAUGUACAGUUUUUACUAUGUGGCCACUGGUUUAAAAAAUGCUGACUGUAUUUUCAUUCAGUUUUUGGGGCAGAGGGGAUUUGUACGUUCUGUUGGUUCCUGCUACCCCAGAAUCAUGUUAAACGUGGCUAACAGUGUAGGUACAGAACUGUAGUUAGUUGUGCAUUUGUGAUUUUAUCACUAUUGUUUGUUUGUUCUUUUCUCAUUUUGUUUGUGGGUUUUUUUUUUAAUUCCAAUUACGAUCUCACCUUGUUUCUUACAAGAAAACCAGGGUCCUUUCUUGGCAUGUAACAUGUACGUAUUUCUGAAAUAUUAAAUAGCUGUACAGAAGCAGGUUUUAUUUAUCAUGUUAUCUUAUUAAAAGAAAAAGCCCAACAAGCAGUAAAAUUUCCAUUUAUCCCUGUUAUUUUAGUUGCCUUAUGUGGACACAAGUGGAGGUGAUUUGGGAUUUUUCUAUUAUUGUUAGGAGAGAACGUGAAGGCACAAGUAGGCUUUGGAGCCACCUGUCAGAUUGUACGCGAGCGUUAGCACAAGAAGGAGGGUAUACUUCGUGUACAGUUGGUGAUUGGAAGAGACUGCAGACUCCCCAUUUUUGUUAAUAUUAAGCUAAGAGCACGUAUGGAUCUGUUUCUUAAAGCCCACUUGUCCUUAAAGUGUAACCCAUUUCCAAGAAGAUUCUUGAUAGAGUGUCACUUGAAAGAUGCUUAAAGUAUUCAAGAGAUCCCACUUAUCACCUGUUCACAGUUGGGUGUGGAGGUGUUUUUUUUUUUUUUCCAAUUUUAACCAGGCAAAUUAUCACGCCACUAACCGAGUGUGCCAGUUUGCACAGCCACACUGCCCCUCUUUGAAUUUCUGUCCCAGUGGCAGCAGCAAGCGGCCAACCAUUUCAUUUGGUCCCCCUUGUUCCAGUGGUCCAGAUGUCAGGCCCAGCCAGAUCCAGGGAGCCAUCUGGGAGCUAGCCAGAACUGGGGUACAGCCUGGGCUCAGGGAAUAGCUGUCAAUACUCCGGUGAAGUUUUUGUCUGUGCAUGUGUAUUUGCAUUUCUUUUUGGAUCCCAGUUUUUUUGUCUUAAGAGAGUGUAAGGUGUCUUAUCUGAGUCCUUUCUUGCCCAGCCCCCUCUGAUAAAGCAAAGGACUUGCAGUGGUUCGCAGCUGUGUGCUACCCAUAGCAGCCAAGGAGCCUACUUGGGGGAGAACUAGUUGUCCAGAGUUUUCGUGCGUUAUGUUGUUGAGGGUGGGGGCGGGAGUUCGGGGAGUAGGUAGAACCAAGACGAGCACAUCAUAGUGGUGAUCCUUAGCCACGUGGGUGAACUGGCAAAGGCCGUAUCUGUUGUUUCAGGCCAAAGAUUGACAACUGCCUUGGCCCCUAGGGGACCCUUUCCUUGUGUUCCUACCAAAUGACAGCUCACAGAAGUAUGAGAAUGUAACAGAUCACUUUAAAGGAGGUUCCCACAAGUCUUCAGAAAGACUGAAAUUCUGCAAGUCUCUUCCUGCUUUGGACAGUCAUUGAGAUCCCAUUGAGUUCGAGAGAACCAGAAACCCACAGAGAGGUUGUUUGUGUUAUUGUUCAAUCCUCAGUUGUAAGAGUAAUUCUCUAUUUUUAUAUUGAAACAUAAUUACUUGAUAGCUCAGGGUCUACAUUUCAUUCAACUUUUUACACCAAAUUCUGCAGAAUGGUCAAAAUGGCAUAUCGGGGGCUGUUGUAAACAGAGGCUUAAUUUUAUUAGAAGUAGCCAGUUAUUUAUUAAAGCAUGAUGUUAAUAAAAUAGGCAUAUUCUGGC
Oryctolagus cuniculus (rabbit) is the source of this 4177-nucleotide messenger RNA. The record is from RefSeq and is a predicted model, not a curated record. Lineage: Eukaryota; Metazoa; Chordata; Mammalia; Lagomorpha; Leporidae.